Messenger RNA from Drosophila hydei, 775 nucleotides. Its product is annotated as leucine-rich repeat-containing protein 40. NCBI's taxonomy places the organism in Eukaryota, Metazoa, Arthropoda, Insecta, Diptera, Drosophilidae. Gene Ontology annotation, molecular function: protein binding. The record is from RefSeq and is a predicted model, not a curated record. The transcript has a single exon. The coding region runs from base 37 to 744 and encodes 235 amino acids.
CUGUGAUUUGUCUUUUACUCUGUGAUAACAAACAAAAUGGUGGGCGAUGGCUUAAACAGCCCUCGAGUGCAGGGCGGCAAGCAGUCAGACUCUGAUGGCCCCUAUCCAGAUAAGUAUAUGAUGCGUAAUACGCGAGUUUUGAGCCUGUGCAAGGCGCAGCUGAAGGAGCUGUCCGAGGAGAUCGUGCAGACGGCCUGCGAGGAGCUGGUGAACAUUGUGAACCUUGAGGAUAAUCUGCUCACCGAUGUGCCAGAGGAGCUGAGGCGGAUGAGCGACCUGCUCACCGACCUGGGCUUGGCCAAGAAUCAGCUGUGCUAUAUACCGACGUUCAUAUCGCAGUUCUCGCGUCUGCUGGGCUUGAAUCUCUCAUGCAAUCUGCUGCGCGACUUGCCCAUGGAGUUUGCUGGGCUGCAGUCGCUACGCGAGCUGAACAUUUCGCACAACCGCCUGGACCACUUGCCCCGCUGCAUUUACGAGCUGGAUGCCCUCGAAACGCUCACAGCCAAUGACAAUCAGAUCAAAGAGGUAGACGCCACAGAGAACGGGCUCGGCGCCUUGCGCUAUCUCAGUACGCUCGACUUAAGUAACAAUGAUAUACAGCUGGUGCCGCCGGUGCUGGGCAAUCUGACCAACAUAACCGACCUAAAGCUAUCCGGCAAUCCGUUCCGCCAGCCACGCCACCAAGUCCUAGCCAUGGGCACUGCAGCCGUCAUGAAUUAUCUACGUGGACGCAUUCCACUCUAGCAACAGAAAUAGAAAUGAUAUUUAAUAACUA